This is a messenger RNA of Cornus florida, 1538 nucleotides long. Its product is annotated as obg-like ATPase 1. The record is from RefSeq and is a predicted model, not a curated record. Gene Ontology annotation, molecular function: ATP binding; GTP binding; ATP hydrolysis activity. The transcript has 12 exons. Bases 93 to 1277 code for a protein of 394 amino acids. NCBI's taxonomy places the organism in Eukaryota, Viridiplantae, Streptophyta, Magnoliopsida, Cornales, Cornaceae. Gene Ontology annotation, cellular component: cytoplasm.
UUCGCUACACUUGACGCACAGUCACACUGAUUUAACCAAAAAACCCUAGUAAUCUCAGCAAGGUUUCUCUCUCUCUACAGAUAUUUGAAAAAAUGCCUCCGAAGGCAGCUAAAUCCAAGGAAGCACCUGCAGAGAGGCCCAUUCUUGGCCGAUUCUCGUCUCACCUCAAGAUUGGAAUUGUUGGCUUGCCAAAUGUUGGUAAAUCGACUCUUUUUAACACGCUUACAAAGUUGUCAAUACCGGCGGAGAACUUCCCUUUUUGUACCAUUGAGCCCAAUGAGGCCCGUGUUAAUAUUCCUGAUGAGCGAUUUGAAUGGCUUUGUCAAUUGUACAAGCCCAAGAAUGAGGUAUCAGCUUUCUUAGAAAUUCAUGAUAUAGCUGGACUUGUUCGUGGUGCUCAUCAAGGGCAAGGAUUGGGGAACAGUUUUUUAUCUCACAUUCGUGCAGUUGACGGCAUUUUUCAUGUUUUACGUGCAUUUGAAGAUCCAGAUAUCAUUCAUGUUGAUGACAUUGUGGAUCCUGUGAGGGAUUUAGAGAUUAUAAGUGAAGAAUUACGGCUCAAGGACAUUGAAUUUAUGGAAAAGAAGAUAGAGGAUCUCGAAAAGAGCAUGAAGAGGAGCAAUGACAAGCAGUUAAAAAUAGAGCAUGAGUGCUGUCUGAAGGUCAAAAAGUGGAUUGAGGAGGGAAAAGAUGUCCGUCUCGGGGACUGGAAAGCUGCUGAUGUUGAGAUUCUGAAUACUUUUCACUUGCUCACCGCAAAACCUGUUGUUUACUUAGUUAACAUGAAUGAGAAAGAUUAUCAGAGAAAAAAGAACAAGUUUCUGCCCAAGAUUCAUGCUUGGGUGCAGGAGCAUGGGGGUGAGCCUAUUAUCCCUUUCAGCUGUGCAUUAGAGAGAAAUCUUGCUGAUAUGCCGCCAGAUGAUGCUGCAAAGUAUUGUGAGGAGAACAAGGUACAAAGUGCCCUUCCGAAGAUCAUAAAGACCGGCUUCUCAGCAAUUAAUCUCAUAUACUUUUUCACUGCAGGCCCUGAUGAGGUGAAGUGCUGGCAAAUCCGACGGCAGACAAAGGCUCCUCAAGCUGCAGGAACUAUUCAUACUGAUUUUGAAAGAGGGUUCAUUUGUGCUGAGGUAAUGAAAUUUGAUGAUCUGAAGGAACUUGGUACCGAGUCAGCUGUUAAGGCUGCUGGUAAGUAUAGACAGGAGGGAAAGACGUAUGUGGUGCAAGAUGCAGACGUUAUAUUUUUCAAGUUCAAUGUUUCUGGGGGCGGGAAGAAGUGAGCCAUUCCCAUUAUAAGUUUUAAGGUGAAUUUCUUGAUGGGGAGAUUCUAAGAAGUUCAUUAUAACGUUUUGUUAUUUUUUUUGUGGGAAGAUCUGUAUCUUGUUUUUCUGUUGUAUAAAGUUUAGUUAAGUUGAUUAGUUUUGAUGAGUCUUAACUAUAUUAAAUGUCAAUGGAGAACAACUGCAAACCAAUUGAUUUAUGACUCUUAUCAUUUUCCUAGAAUGAUCACAAAGUUAUGCUGGUAUUUUACCAUUUGAAAA